Molecule: messenger RNA, 2169 nt
Organism: Acanthosepion pharaonis
Lineage: Eukaryota; Metazoa; Mollusca; Cephalopoda; Sepiida; Sepiidae
Source: the annotation of a GenBank genome assembly
AUGCCAAAACCUCUAUCAACAAUUUCAACACUGUCUUUGAGCAGUGCAACACUAUUUUCUCAUUCUCCUGAAAUUUCUUCAAGUACCUUGCAGAUUACAACAGCAACCAGAUCAAGAAUUACAGCAACUUCCACUUGGUACCAGCCUGAGUCUGCACGCAUGGUCUCUCCUCUUUCACCUCUACCUGGCUCUAAGACUACAAAUGCCAUGAAAUCAACAACAAAACCUAAAAACAACACACACAGCUCUGUUACCAGGAAGCCUUCUGUAGAUGGUGCCAACUAUUCCAUACCACAAAUAGUUCCAGGACCAGAGUUGGAACCAACAUCCCAAUCUUCUUCCAACACUAGUGGACCAGAUUCUGAAUAUGCAGGGGAUUUACUUGCAGAACCAGUACCAGACUGGGAAGUGGCAAAAAGAGAGUGGAAGGCUGCAUGGGAAGUUCAUCUUUAUCUCUUUGGCAUCAUGUUUGCAAUUCUUGCCAUUUACUCUCUUGUGAGUAUAGUGCGCCUCUGGCAUAUCAAGCACCUGCUGAGUAAACAAUAUUUUAUUGUGCUCAAUCUUCUCAUCUUCGUCUUUUGCCUUCUUCGUACUCUCUUUCUGCUCAUUGAUGGCUACAACUCAAACCGUACAUUUCUGCCUGUGAUAGAAUACUUCCUGGUCAGCACUGGGUUCCCCUGCCUCACUUCAUCUUUCAGUAUCCUCUUCUAUGCAUUGCUGAAUGCUACCAAGGUACAAAUGCUCCCUGCCCAAAUUCAGCGCCUUCCUGUGCUGAUUUGCAUCAUCCUUUUUCAUUUCUUACUCUCUUUAUCACCAGACAUCCUCAUUGCCUUCUUCAUCAAUGUCCGCAUCCUCCUCUUCAUCUGUCAACUUUUCUUUGUACUCUGGGGUCUCUUUCUCUUCCUUGGAUACAUUUAUUCAUUCAGGAGUCUAUACAGUGCAGCCAAAAAACGCCAAAAGUCCCUGCUUCAGUUACGGCAAGCCAACAACCAGUGGGAGAAUAACUACUCUCCUGCAAAGGAACGUCUAACCCUUAGUCUUGGGAUAAAAGUGACACUGCUCUCUGCAAUCUUUGGAACUGUAUGUGCAUGUCUUCAGGCCUAUGCUGCAUUAGGGGUUUUUGGGGUUUUCUCUAAAGAGACACCUCAGCCUUGGCCAUGGUGGGGCUACCAAACUGGUAUUCGAUUCAUUGAAUUUCUAUUUUGUCUAACAAUGAUUUAUGUUGUAACACAACCAUUUAAAUACCACAGUAAAUAUGACUGUGAUUUCUGGUUCUACUUUUCCUCUUGUAUCCAACUUUGUCAGAUAAAGUCAGUAUGGAACACCAGCAAUGACCCUGGCUGGAAUGAACUGGAUGAUGCCAUCACCAACACCCUGAUCACAAAGAAUGGUGGGCGGAAGGAAAUCAAAGCAGCUGGUUAUGAAAUAAUUCCAUUGACCAUAACUCUUAGCACAGAUGCUGACCUCUCCAUACAGGACCCUUUGGAGAAUGAGUCAAUGCUGGUUGUUCAAGAUGGGUUUGUGCGUUUCCGAACGAAUGAAGAGCUGGAGCAACUACGCCGAAGCCCUAGGAUACCCAGGAUGGAUCUUACCGAUUCGAAACCUAUUCCUACAAAACCAAAAACUCUCCAGUGGGGAGAGAAUAGUAGGCGGGGCCACCAGAAUGGAGGUUUUCAAUCGGGAGAUACCUUACCUGGGCACAUGUCUCCGGAUUGUGUCUCAUCAUCAACGUCUCCAUCAUCUUCUCAAUGGAACCGCAUUAGCACAACAGGGAGCGACCUCACUUUCCGACCACCUUCCUUAAGUUUAGCUGAUAGUAUCGACAAAGAACUGGAGCAGUACUUCCGUCGGUCAAGUAUCUGCAGUGAAAGGUCUCUUUACAGUGUACACAGCACUUCAAUGCCAGGAGGUAUUGCAAUUGGUAGUAGUGAUAUAUCGGAUUCAAAUUCUGUUUUCCCCUCAGAGGGGAUCCCUUGUAGCAAUGGACCAACGGAUGGUGACUGUCUCCCUGACUUAGACCCUACUGUCUCCACAAAACAAGGAGUUAGAAAAGGAAAUGUGAGAGACAAGCUUGUAAACAAUGUACGUUACUUGUCCCUUGAUGACUUGGAAAAAUAUCCGCAAAAUUCUUCCUGUGGUAUUCGAUGGAAAGCUGAUAGUGAUGUAUAA